GGUGGGGCGGGGCUCCGGGCAGGGCGGCGCCGGCAGCUCGGCCUGAGGUGCGGGCAGGAGGCCGAGGCCGGACGGGCCGCGCAGGAGCGGGUGCGGGCGCCUGGCAGGUUGCCCCCAAGAAGCCGAGGCUGGCCUUGUCCUGCUCGGCGACUUCUCCUGCCCCGGAGAGACCUCACCUUGUGUCCUGACUCAGCCUCCCCAGGCCCGGCGGGGCUCGUCCGCGGAGCCGCAGGCCUGCAGCCCGGCCCGACCCGCCGGCCUCGCCAUGGCGAAGCUGCUGCCGGCGCAGGAGGCGGCCAGGAUCUACCACACCAGCUACGUGCGGAACGCGCGCGCCGUGGGCGUGAUGUGGGGCACGCUCACCAUCUGCUUCUCCGUGCUGGUCAUGGCCCUCUUCAUCCAGCCCUACUGGAUCGGCGACAGCGUGAACACCCCGCAGGCCGGCUACUUCGGGCUCUUCUCCUACUGCGUGGGCAACGUGCUGUCCUCCGAGCUCGUCUGCAAAGGCGGCCCGCUCGACUUCUCCUCUGUCCCCUCCAGAGCCUUCAAGACCGCCAUGUUCUUCGUGGCCUUGGCCAUGUUCCUCAUCAUCGGCUCCAUCGUCUGCUUCAGCCUGUUCUUCGUGUGCAACUCGGCCACUGUGUACAAGAUCUGCGCGUGGAUGCAGCUGGCGGCAGCCGCAGGUCUAAUGAUUGGCUGCCUGGUCUACCCAGAUGGCUGGGACUCCAGCGAGGUGCGGCGCAUGUGUGGGGAGCAGACGGGCAAGUACACGCUGGGCCACUGCUCCAUCCGCUGGGCCUUCAUGCUGGCCAUGCUCAGCAUUGGCGACGCCCUCAUCCUCUCCUUCGUGGCUUUCGUGCUGGGCUACCGGCAGGACAAGCUCCUCCCUGAUGACUACAAGGCAGAUGGAAAAGAGGAAGUCUGAAGCAGCUGGAGGGUCGAUCAUCUAUUUCCCAGACAAUGGAAAAUAAAGGAAUCUAAUUCUUCAGAAAUAAAAAGUUCUUUCCUGGGCCAGGGAUUUAGCUCAGUGGUUCCAGGGCCUGCCUCGCAAGUGCAAGGUCCCGAGUUCGAUCUCCAGUACCAGAAAAAAAAAAAAUUCUUUCCUUCCAACUUUCUUAUCCCUGGCUACCACAGACUCAAAGCCUUUCACCACAGGAUCAGAGCACAAGCCUCCUGAGACAAGGCCUCUUGCUGCUUGCAGAGAAAACUUCAGGUGCAGAACUGCAGCGAUUCAGACUGAGCAGCAUGGGGGCGCCCACUGAGCAUGGGAGAACUGCACUCUCACAGGGCCACCCCAUGUCACCUAUGGGGGCCUCUGGGCCCUCGGACAGCUUUGCUAAUGGAGACACUCACUUGACUGGAGACACCAACCACUCAAACAGGGCUACUGAAGAGGCGGCUGGAAGUGCGCUGGAUCAUUCCAGGCUGAGGGUUAGGGGGUCCUUUGCUUCUCCCUUUUUUCUUACUGCUGUUCAGAGAGGGGUAAGGAGAGAUCACCAGAAUUUGAAUCCUUUAACAUCCAUCAGGUAGUCUAUUAAAGAUUAGGUAAACACAGGCUCUAAAAAUUCCAGGGGCCUGGGGUAUAUAGCUCAGUGGUACAGUUCUUGCCAAGUAUGGGUGAGGCCCUGGAUUCCAUCCUAGCACCAUAAACAGUUUCCGGUAACAACAAAAACCUGAGGGCAGGGGAUUUAGCUCAGUGGUUUUGCCGCCUGCUGCGUAAACACAAGGAAGAGUUCGAUCCCUGGUACCCAAAAAAACAAAACAAAACAAAACCCAAACAAACCUCUUGAGACUAAUUUGAGACACCCAUCCCAAGGAACAACAAAAACCAUGGUUCAUCCUAGUGUCCAUCCUAACUAACCUAACCAGAACUGUUACCAGAUUCAGAAAUCUGUUACUUAUAUCCCAGUCAUUUGUUAUAAGAAUACAGUAAAUUUUUUUUGAGACAGGGUCUCACUACAUAGUUCAGGCUGGCCUUGAACUUGUGGCAAUCUUCCUGCCUCAGCCUCCCUAGUGCUGGGAUUACAGGCGCUUGCCACCACACCUGGCCUAGAUGUCAUUUCUUGACACAAACUUUGGAUAUGGCACACUACCUGCCAGCCUCAGUGUAGGUCACACCUCACUGCAGUAAGUGCCCUGCCUCAGGGUGUGCGCAAAUGAUGUUGUUGACCACCUGCAGUGAAUGGGCCUGAAGAGUGGAUCCAGCCUUUGUCCAUUUCCCAAGCCACUUGGAACUAAUGAAUCUUGCUGCUUCAUCCAGUGAUGUGGGGCAUUUUCUCAUCCUUGGCUGUCAUACAUUUAAUGCAUCUUAACAGCUGACCGUGUUGUCCCUUGCUCAGUUCACGUGGGCUAGGAACAAACAUCCCAUGCUGUCCCAGUGAAACAGUUGGCGAUGAGAACUAUUAUCGUGGAAUCCGACUGUCACUUGGUCCCUAGCAGCUGGUCUUGGUUUACAAGACCAAAUUUUUCUUUUUUUUUUUGGUACCGGGGAUAGAACUCGGGUCCUUGCGCUUGCGCAGCAGGUGGCGAAACCACUGAGCUAAAUCCCCGGCCCCCAAAUUUUUCUUUUGCUGAAAAUUUAAUUCACAAGCAUUUCUUUUAUGCAAGCUUGAGAAACAACAGAAUUCGACAAAUUCUGUAGCUUCCUGACCUUUCCAGCCAUGCAAGAAGUUUCUAAGUCUCUCCACCCUCAAACUGCUCCUCCCUGACAUGGUAACUAUGGUAACUAUGGUGGUCCACAGAAGGGCCGGGUUGUGGUGCAUCUGGGACCACCCACUCCUUACUCCACCAGAACAGCGAAUUCCACUGAGGCCAGAGCAGUUUAACCAGUGGCCAGUGCUGGGAAGGAAGCCUAUCACCUUUUGCUUUAUCUUCAAGGAAACUAAAUUCAACCCCAUUAAUAACAGUGAUUUUGGUUCAGGUAUCCUAUCAGCUCUCUUUUCAAGUGGGUUUACCUGUAAAUGAAUUUAAAAAAAAAUUAAGGCACCUCGAAUCUCAUUACCUUUGAAAGCAUAUAGAAAAAGUCAAUGAAAUUGGCAUCUUCUUACCAAGCUGUUUCUUUCCUCACUCUGGCUUACCUGGCUGCCUGGGGCUGGGGCCAGGAGAAGGCAGGUUGGUUCAAAAAGACUAGUCAUUUGCAGCUCAAGUGGGAACAGAGAGGAAAUCCUAAAUACUUGCAUUGUAUUACAGCCCCAGGUUCGUUACCUAGUGCUCUCUGACAAAUUGUUACAGAACUCAGUGGCUUAACACACUUACCCCACAAUUUCUGUGGGUGAGGAAUUCCGGCAAGGCUUAGCUAAGUAUCUUAGCUUCGUGGCUUUUCAUAAGGCUGUUAUUAUGCUGGGUCCAAUCCCAAACUCCCUGGUUGUUUGCAUGCUUAUUUCUUGGGUUGUUGGGACUUAGACCCUCGGUCCCUUGUUGGCUGGCUGCCCCUCUGAGGCCACUCACGUGGCAGCUAGCUUCCUUAAAACAAAGGUUCCAAAAGAGAAACAGCCAGGUGCCAGGUGUGUGGCACAGGCCUGAAAUUUGGAAGCCUGAGGUGGCAGGAUUGCUGUGAGUUCAAGGCCAGGUUGAACCAUAGGAGCAAUACCCUGUCUCAAAACAAAAACAAAAAUAAGGAAGGAGGGAGGGAACAAAAAGCCACAGCCCCUUGGUUUUAGAAAUGCUAUCCCAUUUUGAGCUUACUUUGUUAGGACAGUCAAAAUGCACAGCCCAUACCCAGGUAUGCAAAUUACACAAGGACAUGAAAGCCUGGAGGUGGGAAUCACUAGGGCCCUUUUAAUGGCUGUUUUUCAGUUAUUCAGCCAAUUUCUGCUGAAAUGAGCAUUUAUCAGAAUGGCUUAUUGGCCCAAAGGUUAUCUAGGAGGCCUACAGGCUGAUGGAGCCAUGUCUGUUCUGUGGUAAACUGGUUAUAAAAGUGGAAGAGCUUCAAUUCUUCACGCUCACCUCCACUGCUAGUGGGACCCACUGUAUUUCCAACAUCAACCACUGUAUCUAGUCAAUCCGAAGCAAGCAGGGCACAUUGUCUUACUGGUGCAACUAUGAAGAACAGUGCUUCUGUAAAUAGUCCAGUUCUGCCAUUUAGAGCAUAAGGCUGUUCUGUAUUAAAAGGGGCAAAAACUAGAUCUGAAUUAAGGACAAAGGAGAAUAUCAUUAAAAGCCAACAUGGCAGGCUACACAAAUCAAACUGGACAUCUACAUGCAGUAUUAGAAACUCUUCUCACACAAAAUGGUGGGCCAGGGACAUAGCUCAGUGGCAGCACGCCUGCUCCACAAGUUUAAGGUCCCCAGUUCGAUCCCUGGUACAGGGGUAAGGGGAUGGGGGAGUCUAUAAACAGACUUAGACACUAAGGUAAACUUAAUUCCUUGGCUAAAAUUUCUGAACAUUUAACAUAAUCUCAAAAUUCCUAAUUUCAGUUUUUGGUACCAGGGAUCAAACUUGGGACCUUGCGCUUGUGAGGCAGGUGGUGGAACCACUGAGCUAAGUCCCCAGCUCCUAGAUUUUAAAUUGGGAUAUACAGGUUAAUAUUCCUGCAAGGACAUAAAGAUAAGUGCCUAUCAUGCAUGGAGUUGAUUCCAUCUUUUAAAAACUUUAGUGACAAAAAAAUAAACUUCCUUUUCAAUAGACUUCAAGGUUUAUAGCUAUCUUUCUCUAUUAAUAUCUUGGUCGGGGAUUUAGCUCAGUGGCUGUGGCGCCUGCCUUGCAAGUGCAAAGUCCCGAGUUCGAUCCCCAGAACCAAAAAAAAAAAAAUCUUGAAGAUUGUGAAAGAGCAGUUGCCAGUGCUCUUGCCAACUAUCAAGGCACUGAGUAUACAACUUCUCUAUCACAAGGGCCUAUUUUUAUUUUGGUACCGGGGAUCGAACUCCGGUCCUUGCUCAUAUGCAACAGGCGGCAAAACCACUGAGCUAAAUCCCCAGCCCAUGAGGGCCUAUUUUUUAAAAAAGUAAAUAAAAGUUCACGUUCUGUUAUCAGUAAGCCGUCAAUUUAGCACUUUCCCCAUAUGCUCUGGAGCAGCUAGGUGGUUUCCUUGUGGACACCUGAUUUCCUGGUUCUUCUGAGGCAGCUACAAGCUUUCUUUCAACAGCACUAAAGGUUUCCUCAGACCCUGGGAGUCCUAGGUUCAUACAGAGUUUAGAGACACCACCUUAAUUUGUCAGUCUGGUAAAGACUAAGGACAAUCUCAAUAGGUUCUGUUCUGGCCAACACUCUGCAUGUCUCAAGACUGCAAAAUUAAAACAAAUUAACCAGAACAGUUUAUGUAGUUCAGGGUUAGGUGGGAAAGCACUUUUUUUUUUUAAAGCACUAUGAAAAUGCUAAAAGUACCACAAAUAAAAAUGAA
This is a messenger RNA of Heterocephalus glaber (naked mole-rat), 5339 nucleotides long. RefSeq names its product LHFPL tetraspan subfamily member 5 (gene Lhfpl5). The record is from RefSeq and is a predicted model, not a curated record. Gene Ontology annotation, cellular component: plasma membrane. Gene Ontology annotation, biological process: detection of mechanical stimulus involved in sensory perception; sensory perception of sound. Lineage: Eukaryota; Metazoa; Chordata; Mammalia; Rodentia; Bathyergidae.